Dreissena polymorpha is the source of this 7637-nucleotide messenger RNA. RefSeq names its product endoplasmic reticulum transmembrane helix translocase-like. The coding region runs from base 17 to 3514 and encodes 1165 amino acids. The transcript is spliced from 26 exons. Gene Ontology annotation, molecular function: ATP binding; P-type ion transporter activity; ATP hydrolysis activity. The record is from RefSeq and is a predicted model, not a curated record. Gene Ontology annotation, cellular component: endoplasmic reticulum membrane. Gene Ontology annotation, biological process: intracellular calcium ion homeostasis. NCBI's taxonomy places the organism in Eukaryota, Metazoa, Mollusca, Bivalvia, Myida, Dreissenidae.
UCGCCAGUUGGCAAAGAUGGCGGCGCCCGCAUUGAACGAAGAAAUACAAUAUGUUACUUACUACAAUUUCCGUCCUACCAUUUUGCACGGAUAUAUCGGACCGUUUGUCGGUCUGUAUCUCGUCUGGCUCUACUGCUGGACCGUUGUGUACGGGCUCGAGGAGUAUUUCGAGGCCGGUUUGAUCGCACUGGCCUGUAUUGGAGUGGUCCAAGUUCUGGUGUCGCUGUUUUGUUUAUGGUCCGUGCACGUGCGCUGUGUUCUCACGUGCUCCAGAGUUCUGAGUCCUGAGAAAGCCACGUUGGUGAAGGUGGUCCCGACUCCCAACAACGGCUUUACAGAACUUGUGAAGCUGCAUAGAACUCAGGAAAAUGGCGUUGAGGAGUUGUGGUUCAACUUCCAGAAGACCAAGUAUAGCUAUGACAGGGAGGAGAAGAGGCAGUUUGUGGCGCUGACAUUUCCAGUGUCCCACUCCGUACACCACUACCUCGAGUGGAAGGGACUGCAGGAGGAGGAGGACAUCAGGCACGCUGAAAACACAUUUGGGAAAAACCUGCUGGAAAUGGACAUCCCAAGGUUUGCCGAGCUGUUCCAGGAGCGCGCCACUGCGCCGUUCUUUGUGUUCCAGGUGUUCUGCGUAGGCUUGUGGUGUCUAGACGAGUACUGGUACUACAGCGUGUUCACUCUGUUCAUGCUAAUAGCCUUCGAGGCCACGCUGGUACAACAGCAGCUGAGGAACAUGGCUGAGAUACGCAAGAUGGGAAACAAGCCCUAUAUGAUCAAUGUGUACAGGAACAGAAAGUGGCGUAUGCAGCUGACAACAGACCUUGUGCCUGGGGAUAUAGUCUCUAUAGGUCGUUCCCAUGAUGACCAUCUGGUACCAUGUGACCUGCUAUUACUAAGGGGACCAUGUAUAGUGGAUGAGGCCAUGUUGACAGGGGAGUCAGUACCUGUGAUGAAGGAGCCCGUUGAGAGUCUGGAGGGGGACCACGUCCUAGACGUGGAAUCAGACGGCAAGCUGCACAUCCUGUAUGGGGGGACCAAGGUGGUACAGCAUACCCCACCCAGCAAGACAACUGCGGCCAUGAAGGCUACUGACAACGGCUGCAUCGCUUACGUCCUCCGUCACAGUUUCAACACAAAUCAAGGGAAGCUACUCCGUACAAUCCUGUUUGGUGUCAAGCGUGUCACGGCUAACAACGUGGAGACGUUCUUUUUCAUACUCUUCCUGCUCAUCUUCGCAAUUAUCGCAGCUGGAUAUGUUUGGAUCAAGGGUACUGAGGAUCCAGACAGGAACAGAUACAAACUCUUCCUGGAGUGCACCCUCAUCCUGACAUCAGUUGUCCCCCCUGAGUUACCCAUAGAGUUGUCCCUAGCUGUCAACACGAGUUUACUGGCACUCACAAAACUAUACGUUUACUGCACAGAGCCAUUCCGUAUACCGUUUGCGGGGAAGAUCGACAUCUGCUGCUUUGACAAGACGGGCACACUGACAGCGGACAACCUGGUGGUGGAGGGAGUCACUGGGCUCAAAGGUAGCGAGGUCCAGAGUGCACUGGAUUGCCCUGUGGAGACGAUCCACGUGCUGGCCACCUGCCAUGCCCUGGUACAGCUGGAUGAGGAGCUGGUAGGAGACCCACUGGAGAAGGCUACACUACACGCUGUAGAGUUCUCACUCACUAAAGGAGAGACAGUGGUCUCUCAGCGUAAGAAGAUGCACGGUCUGAAGAUCUUCCAUCGGUUCCACUUUGCCAGCGCCCUCAAGCGUAUGUCGGUCAUUGCGGGCCACACCCCUCCAGGCUCCAUGGAAACAGAGUACAUCGCGACAGUUAAAGGGGCACCAGAAACCAUCAAGACCAUGCUGAAGUCAGUCCCAGCUGACUAUGAUCGUGUCUUCCUUGAGAUGGCUCGCCGUGGAGCAAGAGUGCUGGCCCUUGGUCACAGGCAUCUUGGAAAGCUGUCACAUCAAGAUCUGAAGAUAAUGACCAGAGAUGACGUGGAGAGAGACCUCGACUUUUGUGGUUUUGUAGUCAUCUCCUGUCCACUCAAGGCCGACUCCAAGUCAGUCAUCCGUGAAAUACAGAAUGCUUCGCACCAUGUUGCCAUGAUAACGGGAGACAACCCUCUGACUGCCUGUCAUGUUGCCAAGGAGCUACGCUUCACCAGGAAGCAGCACACACUCAUACUGCAGGCACCUGCCUCUGAGGACCAAGCGUGGCAGUGGCGUUCCAUUGAUGAUACAGUGUCUGUUCCUGUGGAGACAGCAGGCGAUCUUCGCAAACAACUUGUGGAGGAACAUGACCUCUGUCUCACAGGGGAGGGUGUGAGCUAUCUACAGAGGGAUCACCCCAGGAUCUGGAAAGUGGUUCUGCCCAAUGUGAAGGUCUUUGCUAGAGUGGCUCCUAAACAGAAGGAGUUGAUAAUCACAUCUCUAAAGAGCCUUGGGUUCAUUACUUUGAUGUGCGGAGAUGGAACCAAUGAUGUUGGAGCCCUCAAACACGCUCAUGUUGGUGUUGCGUUGCUGGCCAACGCUCCAGAGAGAAUGCCAGAAUCCAGACACAAGAAGGAAAAGGAAGAGCCGUCAGACUUGACAUCCAAUGCUACUGACAGACAGAUCUCCCCUCGUGGUCUAGCAGGCAAGCAGAGCCGCGUUGCUAAGCAACGGGCCAUAGCUCGGGGGGACAACAUGGCACCUGCUCAGAAGAAGCUUCAGACAAUGAUGAAAGAGAUUGAGGAGGAGGAAAAAGCAGCUGUCGUUAGGCUUGGAGAUGCUAGCAUCGCUUCACCCUUCACCUCAAAACUAUCCACCAUCAUGUGUAUCUGCCACAUCAUCAAGCAGGGCCGAUGUACCCUGGUGACAACCCUACAGAUGUUCAAGAUCCUAGCCCUCAAUGCGCUAAUCCUUGCCUACAGCCAGAGUGUUCUCUUCCUGGAGGGGGUCAAGUUCAGUGACACCCAGGCCACCAUGCAGGGACUACUACUCGCCGGCUGCUUCCUGUUCAUAUCCAGAUCAAAGCCCCUGAAGUACCUGUCAAAGCAGCGGCCUCUUCCCAAUAUCUUCAACUUCUACACCAUAGUAACCGUGCUGUCCCAGUUUGCUGUACACUUCGUGUCCCUAGUCUACCUAGUACAGAGUGCUCAACUUAUAUCACCAAGAGAAGGCAAGGUGGACCUAGAGGCCAAGUUUGCGCCCAACCUUCUCAACACUACAGUCUACAUCAUCUCCAUGUCUCUACAAGUCUCAACCUUCGCUGUUAAUUACAAGGGAGAGCCGUUUAUGGAGAGUCUGAUCAACAACAGGCCCAUGUUGUACAGCAUCUCCAUCUCCGGGGGAGCCAUCAUAGCCAUGGCUAGCGGUCUCCUACCAGAGGCCAAUGAGUACUUUGAACUUGUGCAAUUACCUACAGAGUUUCGCAAUACUGUGAUGGCAGUGGUCAUAGCGGACAUUGUUGGCGCAUUUGUCAUAGACAGAACCCUGCAGCUGUUGUGCGGAACGGGGAAAGUGAGGCGGCGGUAACGACAGCACUUCAUCUAGAUCUCAUCUAGGAUUUUAACUCAUUCAUUGGAGCUGGGUGUGAGAAAAAAGGGCAUAAUCCAUGUGCGUUAAGUGUCGUACCAGGUAAGCCUGUGCAGGCUGCACAUGCUUAUCACGGAAGACACUUUCCAAUAGUAUGGUAUUUUUGUUGAAAAAAGUAUUUUGUUGGAAAAAAUCUACUUUAGGCGGAAAGUAUCUUCCUUGAUUAGCCUGUGCGGACUGCAUAGGCUAAUAGGGGACGUCACUUUAUGCACAUGCAUUAAGCCCCUUUUUCUCAGAGCGCAGCUUAUUUAUGUGUGUGAGUAGAGAGUUACUUGUAUAUCAUGGACUGCACUGGUGUAUGGCUGGUGUAGAGAGUUACUUGUAUAUCAUGGACUGCACUGGUGUAUGGCUGGUGGAAUCUGUAUGAUUAUUCGGUUGAUUGGCUUGGCUUGAUCCUUCAUUGGUUGACAAUAAUUUAAUCAAUGUGUUAUUUUUUCAAAGUUUUAUUUUCUUUCCAUGAAAUGUAUUUGUUAAUUUAAGUUAUUGAGAAAAAUGCUACUUAAUAAAUCAUUUGCAAUAUAUCAAAACACUGGUAUCUGCAUUUUUGUAAAAAUUAAGAUUUUCAUGGUUAUGAACUCUUCAAUAAGUUUUCAUCAUUUUUUGCAAAAUCUUUUUUAUCUGUUUUAUGUUAAUUUCCAUUUCUUGUGUGGGUAGAUUGAUGAAUUUGGUAUCGCGAUGAACAAUUAUUUAUGAUUAUGUAUGAUUUUGUAAAGACUGAAUUGUCGUAGACACGAAACGUAUUAAUAUCCAACAUAAUCUAUGCGCACAUUGUUUGUUCAUUUAUUUUCAAAGCAAGCUUAUGUAAGGGAUUGAGCAUUUAUGAGGAUACAAACAUGUGCCAUAAUGCAAGUAACUGACCAUUGAAUUAUUCAAACCGGAUGUAGAUGAGGGGUGGGGGCGAUGGCCAUAGUAAUUAUUAUCCCCCGCCAUAGGCGGAGGGAUAUUGUUUUGGCGUUGUCCGUCCAUCUGUCCGUCAGUCCGGAGCCAUGUCUUGGAAGUGCUUUGGCGAAUUUCAUUGAAACUUGGUAUGAGUAUAUAUAUGGAUAACAGGAUGAUGCACGCCAAAUGGCAUUGUACACCAUCCAUUAAUAACGGAGUUAUGGCCCUUUGUAUCUUUUAAAAAUGCUUUUUUUUUCUGUCAAAUAUAACACUUUUGUGUCCAGAAGCAUAUUGGCGGGGGAUAUCAAUUCAACGAAUUUUCUUGUUUCAUUAUGAAUUGCAAGAUGAAACAUAUGGCAGGAUUCGAGCUUAAACUCACCUACCCCUUAUUAUUUGUCAAACAUUCAGCCAUUUUAGCAUUUAUAGAAUUAUUGAUGGUGAACAUUAAGCAGAAAUAAUGUGAGUCCAAAUGACCUUUUUGGGGACCAAAUUUUAAGAAUGGCUUGACUGUAGGGCAUGUUUAGUUUAAACGUGUUUAUUUCAAACAAGAAUGCAUUUACACAUGAAACAUACAACAAUUGCAUACACACAAGUUUGAUUUGGAUUAGAACGGAAGACUUCGUCUUAAAUAGUUCUUCUCCAAGUGCAUGUUUGAAUAUAUAUUGAGCAGUGGAUGUUAGCGUAUUCCGUCAACACUUCAUGUUUAAAGACUGUAUGUGAAUUUGGAAUGUGAAAUCAUUUUGGUGAUCAUCUCAAACAAAAUUGAUAAUUGCAGGUUCUCAAUAGAUAUUUUUUAAUAUUCUGUGGAUACUUAAAGUAUAAUAAUGACUUCUUCAUGACUUGUUUCAUUAACAGUUAUUGUAUUUUUCAUCUUUUUAACUGUGUUCAUACAAGAAUGGACAUGGUCACAACGUUUAAUUUUGGGGGGAUUUAAAAUAAAUUUAAUUUAGCAUCCAGAUUUGUUGUAAAACAAUUUAUAUGAUCCAAUUAUGUAUGUUAGUGCCUGUUUUAUUAAGAAUUUGUGAAAAAUAAAAAUGCAAAAGGUGAACAUCCUUAUAAUGCACUGUUUUAAAGAAAAACAGUUCUGAUUGAUGUCAUAUUCAAUCUUCACAUGAAAGUGAGUUUUAUUUAUUAUUUUUUAACCAAAACAGUAUUGCAUGAUUUGAUGAGUUUAUUUUUUUAAUCAAAAUAUAGAGAGUUCAUAUUGAAUAAUAUUAUUAUUAUCUUAAGACGACUUUAAGCACUUAAACACUUUUUUAUAUUCAUGCUGAAAAUAUAUAUUAAACAAAUACUGGAAUAAUUCUAGAUUGUUAAGAUAUAUGAAUUAUUAUUACCUAUUUAUUCUAAAUAUAUUUUUAUAUUUAAAUUCUUGCUUCUUAAAAUGCUUACACAUCUUGGUGGUGUUUUUAUUUUACCGGUAUAUGUUGUUUGGAAAAGGGAAAGUAUUUUUUGUUUUGUGAAUUUUAAGAGGUAAAUCAUAGCCAAUUGAAAAAUCUGCAAGAUAGAAUUGCAGUGUUCCUUAUAGGGCUUAAGUAAAACCAUUUGAACACUCGAGUCACAUUUUUGACCCACUAAUAAUUAAAUUUGUUAAGAGAUUUAAAAAUCUGUUGUGAGGAUAUAUGAGUUCAAAAACAAUUUUGUUCAUUCAAAACAUGGAUGCCUGGUGUUACAACUGUUUUCCUUAUAAUUCUUUUGUGAAACCAUGGGAACACUACCUUAUCAGAACUGUCAAGUUCCUUGGGGUCUCAGGUACUUAGGGCCUUUUGCCUUCUUGUUUAACCUCAAAAUUAAGUUCAAACAUGACUGAAUUUCAACAACAAAUGUUGUAUAUUGUCAUAAAGUGCUAUUACACCUGAGUGUUUUUUUUUUCAUCAGUGGUGUUUUGGUGUGGGUAAAAUUUGGGGCCAAAAUUCAACCUCAUUCCCAAUCUCAAAAAAGUAUGUAUUUUUCCCAAAUUACUGCCAAAAUUCCCAAAUAAAUACAGAUUAAAAAAAACAAUGUUUUUAAAUAGAAAUUGCAAUAGAAAGUUAUUCUCCAUAUCCAGCUUUGUGAGUCAAACUUUAGAAAAUACAAUGUUAAAACUACCAUCAUCACAAAUAAAUACAAUUUUAGUAGCAACACGUGAAUUUUCCCAAUGAACACUGCCCAUUCCCAAAAUGGUGAGAAAACACCACUGUGACCUUAUCAAGACCAAUCUGUGUACUUCCAUUGCAGGUCGUACAUCUGUGUGAAUGUAAAACUAUCUUGUACUGCAUUGUAUAUGUAAAAAUAUGUUGAACAGCAUUGUGUAUGUUAUACAAUGUAGUACUACAUGGUGUCUGUAAGCUGUACUACAUGGUGUAUGUUAUACAAUGUAGUACUACAUGGUGGAUGUAAUACAAUGUUGUACUACAUGCUGUAUAUAAUACUAUGUUGUACUACAUGGUGUAUGUAAUACUAUGUUGUACUACAUGCUGCAAGUAAUACUAUGUUGUACUACAUGGUGUAUGUAAUACUAUGUUGUACUACAUGGUGUAUGUAAUACUAUGUUGUACUACAUGCUGUAUGUAAUACUAUGUUGUACUACAUGGUGUAUGUAAUACUAUGUUGUACUACAUGCUGCAAGUAAUACUAUGUUGUACUACAUGCUGUAUGUUAUACUAUGUUGUACUACAUGGUGUAUGUAAUACUAUGCAGUACUACAUGGUGUAUGUAAUGCUAUGUGUACUACAUGGUGUAUGUAAUACUAUGUUGUACUACAUGGUGUAUGUAAUACUAUGUUGUACUACAUGCUGUAUGUAAUACUAUGUUGUACUACAUGGUGUAUGUAAUACUAUGUUGUACUACAUGGUGUAUGUAAUACUAUGUUGUACUACAUGCUGCAAGUAAUACUAUGUUGUACUGCAGUGUAUGUAUAUAAACUAAGCUGUACUACAUGGUGUAUGUUAUGCUAUGUGUACUACAUGGUGUAUGUAAUGCUAUGUGUACUACAUAGUGUAUGUAAUGCUAUGUGUAGUACAUGGUGUAUGUAAUGCUAUGUGUACUACAUGGUGUAUGUAAUGCUAUAUGUACUACAUGGUGUAUGCGGAUUUCAUGUCAUGCAGAUUCAUGACAUGUUUACAGUCAUUGUUUUUAAUUUAUUGAUAAAUUGUUGUAUUGAUAUUGUACUAAAUGGAAAAUAAACAGCAAGAGCUAUUUCUAUGAA